Striga hermonthica is the source of this 1407-nucleotide messenger RNA. Lineage: Eukaryota; Viridiplantae; Streptophyta; Magnoliopsida; Lamiales; Orobanchaceae. The record is from the annotation of a GenBank genome assembly.
AUGGGUGGUUCUGGCUUUAAUUUUGAUUGGUCUCAAAGAACUCACAUCUUUCAUCUCAAGGUGUGGGUUCUGGUGACAGUCUUUCUGGGCAUCUCUUUGGCACUGCUUGUUUUCCUGCUGUUGUGUUAUAUUGCUCUCAGGAAAUCCCGAGAAAAGAACGGCACACUUCCAGUACGCCUAGCCCCACACAUAUCCCGAGAAAUCAAGGAAAUCGGCAUGGAUCAGAACUCGGCCACUACCCGUGUUCACAACAAUUACAUGUACCUCUUUAAUUUCCAGGACAAGUGCCAUGAAAAGGAUUCUGAUAAGCUUUUGAGCCAUUUCAAGAACGACGAGGAAAAGAAUAAUGACGGCAGCAGGCAAUCUGAUUCGUCUUUUAACUAUCUAGACGAGACUUCUCCAGCAGAAUCUGGGGAGAAGACGAAGAAGAAUUCUUCGCCUCUAAUGGGUCUUCCUGAGCUAUCGCACCUCGAUUGGGGUCAUUGGUUUACGUUAAGGGACCUUGAAGUUGCUACUGAUAAAUUUUCAAAGGAAAACAUUAUUGGCGAGGGCGGGUAUGGAAUUGUUUAUCGUGGUCAACUGGCUAACGGUACAAUUGUAGCCGUGAAAAGGCUUCUGAAUAACUUAGGUCAGGCAGAGAAAGAGUUCAGGGUGGAGGUAGAAGCUAUCGGUCAUGUCCGUCAUAAAAACUUGGUUCGGCUUUUGGGUUACUGCGUUGAGGGUACCCAUAGGUUAUUGGUGUAUGAGUACGUCAACAAUGGCAAUCUCGAGCAAUGGCUGCAUGGAGGUAUGGCACAUCUCGGGCACCUCACAUGGGAGGGACGUAUGAAGAUUCUGAUUGGAACAGCUAAAGCUCUUGCGUAUCUGCAUGAUGCUAUUGAGCCCAAAGUCGUUCAUAGAGACAUUAAGGCAAGCAAUAUACUGAUCGAUGAUGAUUUCAAUGCGAAAAUAUCUGAUUUUGGGCUUGCAAAAUUGCUCGGUGCUGGAAAGAGUCAUAUUUUCACUAGAGUCAUGGGAACCUUUGGAUAUGUAGCACCGGAAUAUGCUAGUAGUGGCUAUUUAAACGAGAAGAGUGAUGUUUACAGCUUUGGUGUUUUGCUUUUAGAAGCUAUAACUGGCAGAGAUCCUGUCGAUGACAGUCGACCGGUUCAUGAGAAAAACCUAGUUGACUGGCUCAAGUUGAUGGUUGGAGAGAGACGGUCAGAGGAAGUUGUCGACCCGAAUAUGAAGAGUAGGCCGCCCACAUCUUCCCUUAAACGGGCUCUCUUGACAGCCUUAAGGUGUGUUGACCCAAAUGCUGAACAAAGGCCCACAAUGAGCCAAGUGGUCCGGAUGCUCGAGUCCGAGGAAUAUCCUAUACCAAGAGAGAGCCGUAGAGUGCGAAAAGAGAAACAGGAGAAACUUUGA